AUGUUAGCAAAAUUUAUAAACCGCAAGCCUUCUACAGUUGUUUCGGUCGGAAUGCCCAAAGCCGCGAGAUCCCUGUUUGUGUUAAAGCCACAGACUUUCAGAACCUUCGCUUCAGCUGUUGCUCAUGAGCCACCCAAGUUACAACUUCGAGACUAUCAAGAAGAAUGUAUCGAGUCGGUUCUGACUGCUUUGGAAAAUGGGCAUAAAAGAGUUGGUAUAUCGUUAGCAACUGGAAGUGGAAAGACAGUUAUCUUCACACAACUCAUAGAUAGAAUCCCAUCAACAAACAAGGACGCUCAACAGACACUGAUCUUGGCUCAUCGCCGUGAGCUUGUGGAACAAGCUGCGAACCAUUGUCAACGCGCGUAUCCAGAUAAAAGAAUCGAGAUUGAGAUGGGCAACGUCCAUGCAACUGGAACAGCAGAUAUUACAGUUGCUAGCAUACGAAGUCUCACAUCACCGGGCCGGCUUAAGAAGUUCGACCCAUCUCGAUUCAAACUCUUGCUAGUUGAUGAAGCCCACCACAUCGUCGCUCCAGGCUACCUCAAGGCCCUUCGUUACUUUGGACUGGAUGAGAAGCGACCUGAGUCCCCAAACUUGGUCGGUGUGUCUGCUACCUUCUCACGUUUCGAUGGUGUCAAACUGGGUGCAGCCAUUGACGAAAUUGUCUACCACAAAGACUAUGUGGACAUGAUAUCCAAAAAGUGGCUGUCAGAUGUCAUCUUUACGACCGUCGAGUCCAAAGCGAACCUAUCAGAUAUCAAGAAGGGCGCUUUUGGCGAUUACCUCCCCGGAGAACUGUCCAAGGCCGUCAACACCAGCGAGACCAACGAUAUCACUGUACGCAGUUGGAUGGCAAAGGCUGCGGGAAGAAAGUCGACACUUGUGUUUUGUGUUGACGUCGCUCAUGUGGUCGAGCUGACAAACCAAUUCCGGCAGUACGGCUUUGACGCGAGAUAUGUGACUGGAGAAACCGCCAAAGUUGAGAGAGGUGAAACCCUAGAUUCUUUUCGCAGGGGUGAAUUCCCAGUGUUGGUCAACUGCGGUGUCUUUACUGAAGGAACUGAUAUCCCCAAUAUCGACUGCAUUGUUCUUGGCAGACCGACAAGAUCACGUAAUCUACUCGUCCAAAUGAUUGGUAGAGGAAUGCGACUUCACCCAGGAAAGAAAAACUGCCAUAUCAUCGAUCUUGUCUCGAGUCUGGAUACUGGAAUUGUAACCACGCCCACGCUGUUUGGCCUUGACCCUGAUAUUCUGGUGGAGAGGGCAACAGUGAACGAGCUGCGCAAGAUCAAGGAUACCGAACAUGUCAAAUCCGAGCAGCCUCUGUCUUACAAGACAAGUUCCGGGCCAGCAUCUGGUAGUGUGACGUUCACAGACUAUGACUCGGUCCUAGAUCUCAUCGCCGAUACGUCCGGCGAGAAGCACAUCCGCGCAAUUAGUAAAUAUGCAUGGGUUCAAGUAGGAGGAGAAAAGUUUGUUCUAUCAGCUCCAAACGGCUCUUAUGUUCGAAUCGAGAGAGUUAGUGACCGGUUCAACACUACGGCACCGCUUUACCGAGCUAUAGAAGUACGAGCUCUGCCACCAGGCAUGUCCAAAGCCCCGUAUGCCAUGCCAAGGGAGAUCCUCACUGCUGCUACGUUCACUGAUGCCGUGCACGGGGCAGACAGCUUCGCGGCGAAGGUGUUCCCUCACACAUUCAUCCACCGCUAUCAAAAGUGGAGGACAUACCCGCCUACGCAGGGACAAGUGGACUUUAUCAAUAAGAUGCGCGGCAAGGCUGAACCUUUGACGAUAGAAAAUCUGGACAAAGGCAAGGCUGCGGAUAUGAUCACAAAGCUAAAGCAUGGCGCGCGUGGACAGUUUGCAAAGAUAGAGGCAGGGCAGAGAAAGAAGGAUAAAGCGGACAGGGCAGCCGAGGCCAAGAGGCUUCGGGAGCACGUCAAGGUAGGACCUGUGGCAUCCUGA
Molecule: messenger RNA, 1968 nt
Organism: Fusarium sp. VM40
Lineage: Eukaryota; Fungi; Ascomycota; Sordariomycetes; Hypocreales; Nectriaceae
Source: the annotation of a GenBank genome assembly